GGGAGGAGGCGGUGGCAGCGGCGGCAGGAGGAUGCUGAGCCCCGAGCGGCUGCCUGGGCCCGAGUACCUAGGUGAGGAGCGGGGCAGCCCGGGCCUCCGGCUGCGGUCCAGGCGUCAGAAGGGCUCGUUGGGGUUCCCGAGGGAGCCGCGCGCCGGCCUCGGGGCCGCGUGUGUGGCGGAAUGUGUGGGCAGCUCGGUGCCCGCCUCAGCUCGGCCGGGGAGCGGCACCGCGGGGCCGGGGUCUCCCUGAUGGCCUGAGGAGAGCGAGCUGCUCGUUUCUUCAGUGUCAGAAAGGGAGGGUGCUGCUCUUCGGCUGCGAGGGGGUCGGAAGGUGGGCUUUUCCUCUGAAAUGAAGCUCAAAGGCAUGUCCUCACGUACAUGGAGGAUGCAGUGAGCCAGCUGCUGGAGAACAGAGAAGAUAUUAGUCAGUAUGGCAUUGCCAGGUUCUUCACUGAAUAUUUUAACAGCGUACGUCAAGGAACACACAUUUUAUUCCGUGAGUUCAGCUUUGUCCAAGCUACCCCUCAUAACAGGGCAUCUUUUCUUCGGACUUUUUGGAGAUGUUUCCGAACAGUGGGGAAAAAUGGAGAUUUGCUGACAGCACAGGAAUACCACUGCCUGCUGCAGCUGCUCUGCCCUGACUUCCCAAUGGAACUCACUCAGAAAGCAGCAAGGAUUGUGCUGAUGGAUGAUGCUAUGGAUUGUCUGAUGUCUUUUUCUGAUUUCCUCUUUGCUUUCCAGAUCCAAUUCUACUAUUCAGAAUUCCUGGAAAGUGUGGCUGCUAUUUAUCAAGAUCUACUGGCUGGUAAGAAUCCAAAUACUGUGAUCGUGCCAACGUCAUCCUCUGGGCAACAUCGGCAGCGGCAACCCCCAAAUGACUGCAACCUGCCUGAUGGGGUGGAGGCAUCUCUCUUCUACCAGUGCGUAGAGUCCUUGUGUGACAGAUCAAAAUACAGCUGUCCACCUUCUGCUCUUGUGAAGGAAGUGCUGAGUACUACACAAAGACUGACCUUCUCUGGAUUCCUUAUGACACUUGCAAAGGAUCAGGGGAUCAACAGAGCCCUAGGGGCUUUGCCAGAUAAAGAUUUGUUUCUGGACCCUGCCAUGGAUCAGGAACUUGAAAAAUUGGUAGCUCAGGUCUCUGGACUUUCCAUCUCUGCUCCCACCAGCUCCAGCGGGGACACUGCUAAUUUUCAUGGCCGUAACUCUCCCAGGAUAAACUCUCCCUGGAAACCUCUCCAUCAUCGCCGAAAAAUAGAUGCUGAAAGUGAAGGCUCCAAUGAAGAGACAGACUCCUCUGAAAACUGAAGGUUGUGAGGGUGGGAACCUUUCUCAUCUUUGGUUUGUCCAGAGCUCGCUGUAGGUAUAGCACCUAUUCCCAGAGCAUCUGUUCUGACAGUGGGUUCUGUUCACAUCACCAGCUUGUGCGUGGCCGUGCCAGUUCCCACUGCCAGGUCCGCCUGUUCCUUCCCAGCAAGAAUGCUGCUAGUUUCCUAGAUCCAAAUUUGUGCAGCUCCUCCUCAGAAGCUAUUUCCAGAUGCAGUUAUGCUACCCUCUGCUGGCAAGUAAGACAAACCAGCAGAUGCUAGAUCUGCCUGUACUUGGAAAUAGCAGGGUGCUCUCUCACCAAGGAUCUCUCACAGUUCAGCAGGUGCUGGAGCAGUGGGAGUGCUGGUGCAGGCUGAUUGCCAGGUAGCUGUGUUUAAACUUGACCUAGACAAUAGAGUGGUUAAAUUGCCAGCGGCAGCUUUGCAUUCAUGCUCCAUUAUAAUUAUUCCUAGUAAAGCUGCACCUGCAUGUGAUCAAAGGUAGAGAAAUUCCUGAAGUUCCUCAAGUAGAACGCCACCUGUCACUGCUUCCUCCUCUCUGAGUCCAAGACAUGCCAAAGCAAAUAUAGUAAAUAAUAAGCGGGAUUUCAGUGGGUACUGCAUGGUGCUGUCUGGAUUCUCUGCUGCAGUUCCCUACUGGGAGGCCUCCCACUACCUCCAACAGCACGUUAAGCUUAUUUGGCAAAAGUGAGCUUUGGUGGGGGUGGAGAGAUGAAGUCUUGAGAUUGCUUGGUCACAACCAGUGGCAUGGCCUGCAAACAUACAGGGCACCUACUGGUGUUUGGUAGGCUGGCACUGGGGGAGAUGGAGGCAGCUUUUAAGCAAGUCCUAGGUAUUUCUGUAAAUACUGGCAUUGCAGCACUACAGUGUGGCAUGUACAGCUACAGAAAGAGUUACAGCCUCAUUGUGUUAAUGGUAACUAACUCCAUAGCCUGGCUGCUGCAGCCCUGAACCCUUCCCUAGCCAUGCUCCUGUGCCAUGGCUCGUGUAGACUGACAAGACACUCUGGUUUCUUAAGAGUCUUGGGGGAGCCUCCUUGCUCUUCCCUCCCAUAAAGCACUACACAGCAUGGGCUACUAAGAGUUGUUAACCCAAAGCUUAUUGCUGCCCUAAGCUGACUGGAUUCAGCACAUACUGGAACUAUUUUAAGAGUAAUCCCUUCACUACUGCUGACCUAGCUAUGGAGGUAGUGGGAGGUGUUAUUUAUUAUGUUAUUUAUUAGCAUGCCCUUUAACUGCACGUUCUCUCCCACCAAGUGACAACCAAAGCUGGAGAAUAAAACCUGCUGUGUAAGGCCA
Molecule: messenger RNA, 2626 nt
Organism: Gallus gallus (chicken)
Lineage: Eukaryota; Metazoa; Chordata; Aves; Galliformes; Phasianidae
Gene: CSTPP1
Product: C11orf49 homolog
Exons: 9
Coding region: 379-1308 (309 amino acids)
Source: RefSeq, a predicted model, not a curated record